GUAAACUGUGAGGAGAUAAAGGGGCAUGUGAAAGCGUUUGUGGAGCAGACACUCCUGAUUGAUCAGACCUCAGCGGACAGAGAGACAGAAUUGCACAGUGUGAAAAAGGAAGAACAAAAAAACGCCAAGAUGUGUUGCUCCGGCUUUCUCAAAAUUAUGAUGUUUAUCUUCAAUGGCGCCAUCUUUGUGGCAGGUGCAGCCAUCCUGGGUGUGGGAGUGUGGGUGAAGGUGGACAGUGGUUCUCUGCUGGGUUUACUGGAUAGCGUGGAGGAUGCUCCGUCUGGGUUAUCCCAGCUGAUCUACGUCAGCUACCUGCUCAUCGGGGUGGGUGCUGUGCUGCUGGUCAUCGGCUUCCUGGGCUGCUGUGGAGCGGUCAGGGAGAGCAGGUGUAUGCUGCUGACGUUCUUCUGCAUUGUGCUGAUUAUCUUCCUCAUCGAGGUUGCAGGAGCUGUGGUGCUGCUCGUCUUCCAGGGUUUGGCUAAGCAGGUUAUGGAGCAUCUAGAGGGUGAAGUUAUAACAAGCAUUCAGAAGGAUUAUGGACGCAGUGAAAGUCUCACCUCUCUCUGGAACACCACCAUGACCCAGUUUAAGUGCUGCGGAUACAAGAACUACACAGACUUUAAUGACUCCCCUUUUUACAAUGACCAUGGAGGAAAUGUUUAUCCACCCACGUGUUGCAAUGCAACCAUCACCGUGGGUGUAUGCAACCAAAGUGGAGCAACUCUUUCGAUGAUGGACGGCUGCUUUACAAAGCUGCUGGAGCUGAUAGAGGACAACGCUGUGAUCGUUGCAGCUGUGGUUCUAGGAAUCGCUGCUCUUGAGAUUGCUGCCAUGGUGGUUUCGAUGGUCCUCUACAAGCAGAUUGGCACCAAGGCGUGAUGUUUCCUGUUUGGGAUGAGCUAACAACAUUGUAAUUAGUGGAGAAAUUGUACUUGUCGACCUCAGACGUUUUCUAUAUAUAUGACAGAUUAUCAGACAAACAUAACUAUAUUGGUACACAUUUAUACUGUGAUUUAUUUAUGUUUUAAGAAGGACAUUGUACAGUAUGUGCUGAUGCAUAUAAUAUGUGAUGAUGCACAGGGCAGAAUGGAUCUGCAUAAGUUCUUUAAGUUGUUUAUGUCCCUCACACUCACUGCAAGCUGUAAUAUAAUGACUUUAUUUUUGUAUGUUUGAUCAUAUUGAAAAAAUAAAUAUCACAAUCUUA
This is a messenger RNA of Sebastes umbrosus (honeycomb rockfish), 1204 nucleotides long. RefSeq names its product tetraspanin-1-like. The coding region runs from base 130 to 879 and encodes 249 amino acids. The record is from RefSeq and is a predicted model, not a curated record. The transcript is spliced from 9 exons. Gene Ontology annotation, cellular component: membrane. Lineage: Eukaryota; Metazoa; Chordata; Actinopteri; Perciformes; Sebastidae.